Molecule: messenger RNA, 783 nt
Organism: Rodentolepis nana
Lineage: Eukaryota; Metazoa; Platyhelminthes; Cestoda; Cyclophyllidea; Hymenolepididae
Source: the annotation of a GenBank genome assembly
AUGGAAGUCGUUAGAGCAGAUCCCAAAAAGACAUUUAAAUUAGAAAAGCGCAUCGGAAAAGGGACAUAUGGUGAAGUUUGGCAAGCACAUUAUCGAAAUACAGGUCAAAGUAUUGCAAUCAAAAUUAUUGACGACAUUGCUGAGGCUUUGGAGGAAGUUAAAGAAACACGAGCACUGAAUCGUCUCUGUUAUAGUCAUCCAAACCUUCCCCAAUUUAUGGGGGUCUAUGUUAACAGUCCAGCAGAUGAUCUUAUGCAGCCCCAAGUAUGGAUCGCAAUGGAAUUAUGUGGUGGAGGAACAGUUAACGAGCUCUCCAAACGGUGUGCAAAACUUAUUCCUUGUCUUACUUCCACGUGCCCUGAUGAACUUGUUAUUCGCUAUUUAUCCUGUGCUAACGCCUCAUCUCCAACUACCAUUCAGCAAAAAAAUGAACUUUUAACUAAGCUCGCCUUUUCACACUGUCCUUGUCUAAGUCAUCGGAAAGCUCGAAAUAAACAUCGCCUUGAGUCGGGAGUUAAGAAGCGCGUGGAUAUGACCAAGAAGCACGUUACAAGACUAUUUAUUCCUAGAAAUUUGUCCAAAUUUGAAGUUGAUUACCCACCCGGUCGUUUACCUCCUAUUGUCAUUCAGUACCUUAUCUAUUCCGCGGUCUCGGCUUUAUCCCAUUUGCAUUCGUUUGGUGUCAUUCAUCGCGAUGUUAAAGGGAGUAAUAUCCUUCUAACUGAAAAUGGAGAAGUUAAACUUGUAGAUUUUGGUGAGUUCAUUUCUGUUGAUGCCAUAUGA